CGAGCUCGUCCCUCUUCUUCAGCCCGGGGUCUCGCGGCUACGCGUAAGGCACGAUCAAAAACAGUCAGCCGCAACUGCAAUUAACGUUAUUUACUUAUCCUGCACGUCGGGUUAGUUUUCCAAAUUGGCUACACACAUGAUCAGAUUAACGAAGUUAAUACAGUACCUCAAACAUUAGCAAACUAAUGACAUCUGGCGUUCAGAUACGUUACCGAAUACAGCACGGACGCCAUUCCGACCCAGGAGCUACCGCACCAUCGGCGAGGCGACGGUGGAAAGACCUGCGAUCUGUAGAGUAGAGCGUCUGCAAAGUUGUCAGUUUAAGAAUAACAGCUAACCGACUGCUCGACCGGACACGCAUGGGUGGCGUCGCAGAUCAGGCGACGUUGUACUUCCUGAAAACGCGGCGUGACGGGACGGUGGCCGCCAGGGGACAGUGCGCGGAUUACCCACGCGGUCGGACGCGGGAUUUGUUUUGGGUUUAUUUAUUUUUCGACUAACCUUCGGAUUUAAACGUCCUGUAGUUGCAAUACCGCGUCGGGUCGAUGUUUGCGAAUUAACAUGAAGCGAAAAGGGGAAGAGAGCGGCGCAGAGGGCGAUGUGGACCGCGAGUUUCUGGACCGAGUCCUCAACCAGCUGUAUGAUUUUGGAGAGGGGCGACACAGCAAGCGGUCCAAGAAGAAGAGCGACAAAAGGAGGAAAAGAAGAGGUGAGGAGGAGGAAGAUGAGGAGGAGGAGGAGGAAGAGCUCAAUGAGAAAAUCGGCGGGGUAAAAGCAGAUUCAAGUGGCGCGACCGUUGUCAUUGACGACAGCAGCCACGAGUCCCAAAACCCGGUACCGGCGCGGCAGGAGUCAGACGUGGAGAUCGUCACGUUCCUGGAUCCCCUAAAGAAGAACAAACCGGCCAAACCGGAGACUAACCCCCCUGAAGUAAAGGACCACAGGAAAAACCCACAUGAAGCUCUAAGUAUAGAAAAGGCCCGGCUGGACGUCCACCGGUUCGGACUCGCGGGCUUCCAGAAACCGCAGCAAAGAGUGUUUGAGCAGGAGCGAGCCAUAAUGCUGGGAGCCAGGCCUCCAAAGAAGGAGUAUGUGAAUUACAGAGUAUACCAGAAUACGAUAAAGGAGAAGAAGGCGAAAGACGCAGAGGAGGUGAAGUCCCGCGCGCGGAGGACGAAGAAGAAAGCUGGAAAACGGAAAGCUGACGGAUGCAGGGCUGCCCCCUCCGGCAGGGAGCCCGCCGGCCUGCUGGGACGCUUCAAGGGCGGCGUCCUGUUGCUGAACCGUGGAGACAUUCAGAAAGUGACCAGCAAGCGAAGGAAGUGAGCGAGCGAGAGAGCGGCGAGCGUGUGCACGCGAGACCCAGCCGCCGUGGGAAGGAUUCGCUUGCUGACUGCUCCGGGACUAUAACGAACGUGGGGGAGCUCCGAAUUGCCUGCACACUUGUGUUUUGUUUGUUUGUUUGUGUUUUUGUGAUGUAGAGGACGUGAUUAAAAAAAAACAGACCACGACACAC
Molecule: messenger RNA, 1516 nt
Organism: Electrophorus electricus (electric eel)
Lineage: Eukaryota; Metazoa; Chordata; Actinopteri; Gymnotiformes; Gymnotidae
Gene: fsaf1
Product: 40S small subunit processome assembly factor 1
Source: RefSeq, a predicted model, not a curated record